Molecule: messenger RNA, 2320 nt
Organism: Neurospora hispaniola
Lineage: Eukaryota; Fungi; Ascomycota; Sordariomycetes; Sordariales; Sordariaceae
Exons: 3
Coding region: 113-2155 (680 amino acids)
Source: RefSeq, a predicted model, not a curated record
CCUCGUGUUAGCUUCAACGCUCGCACAACUGAACACGCGAAAAAACCUGAAUUUACGAUCGCUUUCGCGCUGCUGCAAAGUACCAACAGCUCAUCUUGCCGAUUCUGUCAUCAUGUUUGCUCUUCACAUCAUUCCUUUUCUCUUCAUUGUACGUACUGUACUUGGAGGCGAUACGGAAACCCAGAACACUAGCACCCUCGACACCAUCCGCAACCACCGAAACGACACGGGGUUUCUCUCGACAGCAACUGCUCCACCAUGGGUGGCUUCACCCAACACUAGAGGAACUGGUGACAUACUAUUCACAUGUCUGCUUACGAUGCUAGCGUGCAUUUAUACAGCUAUACAUCCGCACGUACCAAUAGUACGAAGCCGUUCUUUACUCGGUUUGGUCAGUGUUUCAUGGCUCAGCUUGAUCAAGAUUACUUUGGCCAUAGACGCACUCCUCACUCCGGAACUGCUCUUAUACGCAGCGAUCCAAGAGCACAUGAACGCCAGAUCUCUCUAUAAUGAUCUCAGAGACAUUAUCUCCCGGCGCAGAAACGCAGGAUUUUCUGAUCCUGAUGAGACAUCAAUCGAUGACACGUUCUGUUAUUUUGCUACUAUGGGUGGUUUUCGUGUCUCCAUCGAGGAUAUCCAUCCAUCACGUUCUGCCCAUUUUUCGACCCGCCGUCUGCCACGCGAUGUGUCACUCUCUCCAGAUGGCAUCCGCCUUCUUGCGGAACUGGGACAUUUGAGCCUGUUGGUCAAAACUGCUGGUGAUGUUGAAGGCAAAAGCAAGGCAAAUACUUUUCAGAAGUGUUUAGCCGCUGGUCAACUAUGCUGGAUGGUCAUCCAAUGCACUGUCCGCAAAUGCCAUGGACUUCCAGUUCCCCUGCUCGAAGUCCAUACCUUUGCACAUGCUCUUUUCUCGGUAUUAAUGUACGCCGCUUGGUUCAAGAAACCAUUGGAUAUUGCACCUUCAUCCUGCGUUUUGCUUCCCACAGAGGAUUUUGAGGAUGCCCUUGCCUUGAUGGUUCAAGAACAAUUUUGCGAGUCCCACAAUAUUGUGGCUUGUCUCUACCCAGAGCGGAGACCUGAAAACGAAUCUUCGACGAUAGCCGUGUCGGGUGACACCAAGCAGAUGCUUCCGUUUGACGAACCCGGAAGCCCAGCCUUGAUGCCUGUCUACCAUCCUGAUGGAAAUCCAAUCAAAGUCACUUGGAUUGAUCCAAACAGUCCUAAGUCACUCCUGGACCCCGAUCGAACUGGGAUGGUGCUUCCCUGUGGGUUCGGAUUCGCAAAAGUGUUUGCACCACCAGUUACAUAUCAUGGAUGGUAUUCACUGCGCAGAGCAGAAGCGUUCAGAGCAAUUACCUCCCCCCACAGACAAGGUUAUCUUUCACGAAAAGACAAACUUCGCGCAGAAAGGGUCAUGAGGCAGAUUGUGCUUCUCGACGGAAAGCCAUUGCAAAGCCCUCAACCCUAUGUCAACUGCGAGGAUGUCUGUCUGAAGGAACGGCGCUGUCGAUAUCCAAUGCUCAAGUAUCGGCGCGCCUUCUAUAGUGUCAAUGUACAUCAUCCACUUGAUCCUGUCGACAUGCCUGACGAUUUUGAGGGGGAUGACGAUCCAAUGCUUCAGGAUUCAAGUUACAUGUCGAAGAUCAAUGCUAACAAUAAUGAAACUAUGAUUGAUGCGCCGCUAGCUAUACCAACAUUUGGUGUAGCAACCACUCCAAUGGCCCUCUUGACCAACAACAAUAUUAGCAGCAAGAACUCCUUACUGAUUGCGGCGUUGUUUGGGUUGAAUGGCGGAAUUCAUAUGGCUGCCUGGAAUUAUAUUUUUCCCACCAAAGUUGAGUGCCAGGCAUGGAGGGUUGUGAGUUUGGCAAGUACUGUCAUAGGGCUUGGCAUGGUACUCGUACGUGUGCUCACAAUUUUCCUCAGGAAGUUUACCGGACCCCAUCAGCUAGUAUACCCACGGAAUGGUGCGAUUCUCGCUGGAUGGAUUUUGUUGUUGGAGCUAGGGAUUAUUCAAUUGCCCCUUUAUUUCCUACUGUUAUUUGUCAUGUUUGGCCGGCUCUAUCUUAAUGUUGAAGCUUUCAUCAGCCUCCGACACAUGCCAUACGGCGUCUUUGUCAUGCCCAGCUGGUUGGAGGUGCUGCCACAUUUAUGAGAAGGCUCAAGCGGAUGUUUGGCAGGUUUGGACAGAGGGUUCGAAGGGAUAACAGGUAACGGAAAGACAUUUGAAAUCAUUAACAGCCUGUUUCCACGUCAUUUGUCUCGUCGCGAUUGGUCGGGUACAAAAGUCGAAUGUAAAGUGGGAAAUGAACAUUAUCUU